UCUGUUCGUGUAUAAAGAGAAAAUAAGAGAGAGAAAGAGAAUUAUUUUGCUGGAAAUCGAAAAUAAAAGUCACGCCUUAAAUGCAACAGAUGUCUUCUUGAGAUAAAUUCGAUUCGCGUUCAAGUCACAGCAGUCGGCUUUGAAUUUAUUCAACAAGUACACAGGUGAAAGGAAGGAUGUGCCAUAUAAUUGUAGAAUGUCUUGUAUACAUUCCACGGAAGCUGCACACGAUUCCUCUAAAUACAUCAUAUUGCGAUUACGUUAGAUUGCAACAUUUUGAUUGCGAUAAAAACUUUCAUUUCUCUCUUUCUCUCUUCAGUUGAACUUGAUACGUCUAGCAAACAUCUGGAUCAUUUUCCCUAUUUCGAGAAAAUAUAAAUUUUGUACGUGUAAAUUAAUUAAUUAAUUAAUUAAUUAAUUACGAGAGUGAGAGAAAAGGAGAGUUUUAUCUAUUGAAGUAGUAAAUAUUUUACUCUAGAUAAUGAGUAGGUAAUGGUAGAUAUGUUUUAUUUAUGUUAUCGCAUCACGCGUAAUUUCUGCAAAACCGCAGAGAUACGCGAUCGAUAAUCCUUUCCCUCGUUCGACGCCAUCGACACCGAAAAGCGAGAGUGACGAUUUUUCAUAUGCGAAAUAAAAACAGAAACGUAACGCAAAGAGAUUCCGUACACGCAAACAAGAAAACGCAAAAGAGUGAAAAUAUCAUGGUCGCGCCUACAUAUAUUUUUCUUGAAAACUUUUUCAUUCCUAAAUAUACCUAUAGUUGCACAAAGAGAAUUUUCUCUUAGAAUUUGCCCUUAAAAUCAUGGUCCUAAAGCGACAUCAAAUAAUCUCGUUUCACGACUAGAGGAAUUCUUUUCCGAGGAAGAGCGAAAACUCAUCCCGUAAAAUCAACAAACGUCAAAAAUGCGGAUCAUCCAACUCAGUUGCGUCUUCCUCGCCCUGCUGAUGACAGCAUCGGCGGUACCAGCGUCAUCCUCAUCAUCGAAGGGUGGUCGACCCGAUGAUCCAGUCAAAGGCAAGAAGACUACCCCGAUCGCGCCUAUCAAGACCUCCUCGAGCACCGCUACGACCGCCUCGAGGCCGCUGAAGAACGCGACGUUACCCUACGUCACCCUGAAGAACGUGACGUUACGCUCGUCAUCGCCGUCGUCGAUCGCGACGACGGUCCACCAGGUUCCAGCUCAGGUGACCACAUCCGCGACGACGAUGCUGAAGCUGCCGUCGAUCUCGCCGACGACGUCGAGCGCGACGACGUCGACGUCCUCGUCGUCCACGUCGACGGCCACCUCCUCGUCGUACGCGUCGUCCCUGUUCUCGUCCACGGCGAGUCUCUCGAGCGAUCCAGCUGCAGGCUCCUCCUCGAGUUCCGGCUUCACCGAGACGUCGCCGAGAAUAAUCUCGCCCACUCAGCACACGACGUCGGGACUGUCGUUGAGAAAAUCAGCGGUCUCCGCCGUCGCCGAUGUCACGACCACCGUCCCCUUGACGUCGGCCAAGGAGACACGAGAGUCGCCAGGCAAGAUUAGACCGCAAAUCAAGCUGACGACAAAUUACACCAGCGAGACGGGAGUACGACUGCCGGAGGGAGCCAGCGCGGCGCUCGCGAAACCGACCAAAUAUCACUACUAUCCGCACAAUCAGCACAUCUAUUUGCUGCCGGAGUGCGCGGUCCAGCAAGUGUGCAACGCCGUUUACGUAAGAUUGAACUUCACGCAGCCGCUGUGUGCCUGUCCCGGAAGAUACCGGGAUCCGUGCAGCGCGUCCUUGGACAGCGACGACCUGCACACGACCGAGCUGGUGACCGAUCCGCGAACCAAGGCCUUGACCUUAGUAAAAACGUGCGAGCCGGUUGCCGAGAUGCGAGAGUGCAGAGCGUCACGAGAUUGGUCCCUACUAGCGUUGCAGAACGUGCGUACAGGAAAAUCGCAUUACCUCGUAAUAUGCCGAUGUCCCGACACAAACAUACUCGAAGGACCUAUGAGUCACGAUCAGCCGACUUAUGCCAGCGUUCCGGGCAUUCGAGUAUACGGAAUGAUGUGCGUACAAGGAAAUAGAAGAGGACGACCAUUGCGAUAUUCCCGCAGCAUUUCGAGUCACGUAGAAGACGAGGAGAAACCGCGUUUCCCCUGGCACAAGGUGCGACAGCUGAUGGCGACGUCGUCUCUGUGGGAAUAACGCAACGCAAUAUUCCAUCCCAUAUUCUGCCAUCGACGAAUUUACACGUUUAAUUAAUAACGCUAUUAUAUUUAUAAUUCUUCGAGCCGUUCCCCGAGCUCGAAUUCUACGUUCCCGUUUCGUUUCCCACGUAGUUUACUCUCACGCUUCCUUAACUCCCGAACGGGCGCACCGGGAUCAACAAAAUUAAUAAUGCACAAGCAAUUCAUACUAAUUAUUUAUUUAUUAAACGCGUUUUGUGUAUUUUGCCAUUUUUUUUCGUUAAAUAUUCGGACGACUUUUGCGCUUUCGCAAUGAGAGUAUCGUCACUUCGGCUUGAGAAAUGAUUUUUUUAAGGAGUAAAAUAUAGAAUAAGAAUUUAAUUUAU
Molecule: messenger RNA, 2542 nt
Organism: Nylanderia fulva
Lineage: Eukaryota; Metazoa; Arthropoda; Insecta; Hymenoptera; Formicidae
Gene: dsx-c73A
Product: doublesex cognate 73A
Source: RefSeq, a predicted model, not a curated record